AUGGUAGGGCCUUCUUCUCUUACUAUCUUUUUCUUCUUCAGCUUGCUGUUCUUCUCUGCAACAUCUGAAGCUUCCAAAUGCUCACUCAAAGGGUUACCUAUGGUAAGAAAUAUCAGUGAGCUUCCACAGGAUAACUAUGGAAGGGGUGGUUUGGCACACACAACUGUUGCUGGUUCGCUCUUGCAUGGGUUGAAAGAGGUCGAGGUUUGGCUACAAACAUUUGCUCCAGGAUCAGGCACACCAAUACACAGGCAUUCUUGUGAAGAAGUUUUUGUUGUCCUAAAGGGAAGUGGAACUCUCUACCUUGCACCGAGCUUGCACGGGAAGUUCCCUGGAAAGCCACAGGAGUUCUCUAUCUUUGCAAAUAGCACAUUUCACAUACCUGUUAACGAUGUUCACCAGGUCCGGAAUACAAAUGAACAUGACGAUUUGCAAGCACUUGUCACCGUCUCUCGUCCGCCGGUUAAAGUGUUCAUGUAUCAGGACUGGUUCAUGCCACACACUGCAGCAAAGUUAAGGUACCCCUACUAUUGGGAUGAAGAAUGCCUCGAUGUCGAACCACCACCAAAGGAUGAGCUAUGA
Messenger RNA from Malus domestica (apple), 582 nucleotides. RefSeq names its product auxin-binding protein T85. Gene Ontology annotation, biological process: cytokinesis by cell plate formation; unidimensional cell growth; positive regulation of cell size. Lineage: Eukaryota; Viridiplantae; Streptophyta; Magnoliopsida; Rosales; Rosaceae. Gene Ontology annotation, molecular function: auxin binding. The record is from RefSeq and is marked provisional.